AUUGGCCCAGGGAGAGGGGAGGAGAGCAAUGACAAAGUGAAGGAGAGCGAAAGGACGGGGUUUCUGUGGCCACUGGCUCCCACCCUGGCCCACAGAGAUGGCGCUGACCGUGCGACUGAGCUCCCCGAGCCUGAGGCGAGGGCUGGCUUCGGCAGCUAAGGGCGACCACGGAGGGGCAGGAGCAAAAACCUGGAAGCUGCUGACGUUUGUGGUGGCGCUGCCCGGGGUGUCGGUCUGCACCCUCAACUCGUGGCUGCACGCCAACCACUCCCACCAGCGCCCGGACUUCAUCCCCUACCACCACCUCCGCAUCCGCACCAAGCCCUACUCCUGGGGGGACGGCAACCACACCUUGUUCCACAACCCUCACGUCAACCCCCUGCCCACGGGCUACGAACACCCCUGAGCCCCGGCCGAACCGCCCCGCCAAACUGCGAUUACCACAGUCCUCGGCGCGCAGGAGGCGCUCAAUAAAUACGACGAAUGAAUAAAUGAAUGAAUGAAUGAAUAAAACUGCCCCGGGGACGCCGGUGGGGGGGGGGGGAGACCUUGGUGGGUGCGCAUGCUCAGUGAGGCGGCAGCGGGCGUCGGCUCCAGGCCUUCCGGGCCUGUCAAUCAAAAGGUCCUGGGUUCGAAUCCCGAGGACGCCACUUCGGUCAACUCUAUCCGUUGCUCUAUCAAGAGAAGCAGUGUGGUCUGGUGGCACAUAAAUAAAAAAAUUAAUAAAUGGUG
This is a messenger RNA of Ornithorhynchus anatinus (platypus), 732 nucleotides long. Its product is annotated as cytochrome c oxidase subunit 6A2, mitochondrial. The transcript has 3 exons. Gene Ontology annotation, molecular function: enzyme regulator activity. Gene Ontology annotation, cellular component: mitochondrial inner membrane. Bases 98 to 406 code for a protein of 102 amino acids. Gene Ontology annotation, biological process: mitochondrial electron transport, cytochrome c to oxygen. The record is from RefSeq and is a predicted model, not a curated record. NCBI's taxonomy places the organism in Eukaryota, Metazoa, Chordata, Mammalia, Monotremata, Ornithorhynchidae.